Messenger RNA from Danaus chrysippus (African queen), 10719 nucleotides. NCBI's taxonomy places the organism in Eukaryota, Metazoa, Arthropoda, Insecta, Lepidoptera, Nymphalidae. The record is from the annotation of a GenBank genome assembly.
AUGUUGAUAAGGUGUCGUGCGGCACUAGGUGCCGUUGUGCUGCUUCUAGCUGUGUCUCUUACGAAAUCCGAGGGAAACCUCUUCACGUGUCCUAAUGGCUGGGAACUAAAGGGGCUUAAUUGUUACAAAUUUUUCAAUAUCAGACAUUCUUGGGAAAAAGCAGCUGAAUUAUGUCGAAGGUAUGGAAGCGAACUGAUGGUGAUAGAUAGUUAUACAGAAAAUAACAUGACUGCAAAUAUGGUGCCACCCAGCCCGAGCAAUAGUAAUUAUUGGCUGGGACUCGCGAGUGUUGACGAUUUGAGAACGAAUACUUUAGAGUCCGCAGCUGGAGCCUUAGUCUCUCAGUACGCUGGUUAUUGGGACCUUAAACAGCCUAAUCCUAAAAACGGAGAAUGCGUCGAUGUCCACGUUACAAGCGAAACACAAUCCUGGGAAUUGACAACAUGCGAAACCCUUCUGCCUUUUAUGUGUAAGGCAAACGCAUGCCCCGCAGGAACCUUCCAUUGUUCAAACGGAAGAUGUAUCAAUGCAGCCUUCAAAUGUGACAAGCAAGACGAUUGUGGCGACGGAUCGGAUGAAAUGGAUUGUGCUGGCGACUGUCAUUUUUAUAUGGCCAGCAGUGGAGAUGUUGUAGAAAGUCCUAACUAUCCUCAUAAAUAUCUUCCCUUCAGCGACUGUAAAUGGACACUUGAAGGACCUCAAGGACAAAAUAUAGUUUUACAGUUCCAAGAUUUUGAAACUGAAAAGUCUUUCGAUACUGUUCAAAUCUUAGUUGGUGGUCGAACCGAAGAUAAAUCUGUGAACCUAGCAACUUUAUCAGGAAAACAAGAUUUAUCUAGCAAACUUUAUGUAUCUGCUUCUAAUUUUAUGAUAAUUAAAUUUACUUCUGACGGAUCCGUAGAACGUAAAGGUUUCCGUGCAUCAUGGAAAACUGAAUCCUCAAACUGUGGCGGGAUUUUAAGAGCAACACCUCAGGGCCAAGUACUAAAUUCUCCUGGUUACCCAAAUAGUUAUCCUGGAGGAUUAGAAUGUAUGUACAUUAUUGAAGCGCAACCAGGCAGAAUUGUUUCAUUAGAAAUAGAGGAUUUAGAUUUGGAAAUGAACAGGGAUUAUAUAGUAAUUAAGGAUGGAAACACACCAUCAAGUCCUGUUUUAGCGAGAUUAACUGGUGCUGGUGAAGAUAACGAAAAGGUGGUUAUAUCCACUACUAAUCACUUAUACAUGUACUUCCGAACAAGCCUUGGUGAUUCUAAGAAAGGAUUCAAUAUGAGAUAUUCGCAAGGAUGUAGAGCAACCAUAAUAGCAGCUAACGGAACAUUUAACUCUCCAGCAUUUGGUCUGAGUAAUUAUCCUAAUAAUCAGGAAUGUUUAUAUCGUCUUAAAAAUCCAAACGGUGGUCCUCUUUCUUUGAAGUUUGAUGAAUUCAGCAUACAUCCCUCCGAUAUAGUACAAGUAUUUGACGGGGCUAGUACAGGUGGUCUUCGUUUACAUUCAGAUAAUGGAUUCACAGUAAAGCCAAGAAUAACUUUAACUGCCUCGAGUGGUGAAAUGUUAAUAAGAUUUAUAUCCGACGCAGUCCAUAAUGGUGUUGGUUGGAAAGCGACAUUUUCUGCAGAUUGCCCACCUCUUAAACCCGGAAUAGGCGCAUUGGCAUCUAAUAGAGAUACAGCUUUUGGAACUACUAUAACAUUUUCGUGUCCAAUUGGCCAGGAAUUUGCAACUGGUAAAACAAGAAUUACUACCAAAUGUUUAGACGGUGGUAAAUGGUCCACAACGUACAUUCCCAGUUGUCAAGAGGUUUACUGCGGUCCAGUACCCCAAAUCGAUAACGGUUUCUCUAUUGGUUCAACUAACGUAACAUAUCGCGGUGUUGCUACAUAUCAAUGUUACGCCGGAUUUGCUUUCCCAACUGGACAACCUAUCGAAAGAAUUUCAUGCUUAUCGGAUGGGCGAUGGGAAAGGACACCAACCUGUCUUGCUUCUCAAUGUGUGGCAUUGCCUGACGUUCCACAUGCUAAUGUUACUAUUCUAAAUGGAGGUGGUCGUAGCUAUGGUACAAUUGUAAGGUAUGAAUGCGAACCUGGAUAUGUUCGUUCUGGUCAACCAGUACUUCUAUGCAUGAGCAACGGAACAUGGUCAGGAGAUGUACCUACAUGUUCAAAAGCCAUCUGUCCCAAAUUCCCGGAAAUAACUAAUGGAUAUAUUGUUGACCAAACUAGAGUAUACAUGUUUGGUGACGAAGCACGAGUACAAUGUAACAAAGGAUAUAAACUAAACGGACCAAGUAUUAUCAAAUGUGGUCCUAACCAGCAAUUUGACGCUAUUCCAAAAUGUGAGGAUAUUAAUGAAUGUGUUAAUAGCCAGUGUGAUUCCAUAUCAACGGAAUGUAAAAACACUCAGGGUGGAUUUUAUUGCCCUUGUCGACCUGGUUUCACACCAAAUUUAGACUGCAGACCAGUAGGCGACUUAGGUUUAAUAAAUGGUGCUAUUCCUGAUGAAUCAAUUACAACUUCUGCACCAGAACCUGGAUAUAACGUUGGGAUGGUGCGCCUUAACAACGGAGGAGGAUGGUGUGGAAAUAAUUUGGAAGCCGGAGCGAACUGGAUUCUUGUAGAUUUAAGAGCACCAACAAUCGUAAGAGGUUUCAGAACAAUGAGCGUAAUGAGAGCUGACGCAAAUAUCGCCUUUACAUCUGCUAUAAGAAUACAAUAUACAAAUGAUUUGACUGACGUUUUUAAAGACUACACUAACCCUGAUGGAACAGCUGUUGAAUUUCGUAUUCUAGAACCUACUUUAUCAGUACUGAAUCUGCCAAUGCCUAUUGAAGCGCGUUAUGUUAAGUUCAAGAUUCAAGAUUAUGUGGGAGCACCCUGUCUCAAAUUGGAAAUUAUGGGUUGUGCUAGAUUUGACUGCACAGAUAUUAAUGAAUGUGCUGAAAACAAUGGUGGAUGUGACCAAAAAUGUAUCAACACAGCCGGAAACUUCUCAUGUGCUUGUAACAUUGGCUACGAACUAUACUCAUCUAACGGUACAGCUGGCUUUGCCAUUGAACUUUCCGAAACUGGUGAACGAGACGGAGAUACCUAUCAAAGAAAUAAGUCCUGUGUGCCUGUCAUGUGUCCAUCUCUAUCCUCUCCUGAAAACGGUCUUCUAUUGUCAACUAAGAGUUCUUAUCAUUUUGGUGACAUAAUUGAAUUCCAAUGUGAUUUCGGAUAUGUAAUGUCUGGUUUCUCUUCUCUUCUGUGUACUUCAAGUGGAACAUGGAACGGUACAGCUCCGGAAUGUCAAUACGCUCGCUGUGUUACCUUGUCUGAUGAUAAAAAUGAUGGUUUAAAAGUGAUAAGAGACGAUCCUGAAAGUGUUUUGGUACCAUACAGAGAUAAUGUCACGAUUACCUGCACCUCACCUGGCCGAGAAUUACGCAAUACAGUCACAUCUCCGUUUAGACAAUGUGUUUACGAUCCAAAACCGGGUCUCCCAGACUACUGGCUCUCAGGAGCACAACCUCAAUGCCCUCGUAAAGACUGUGGGAUCCCAAUGCCGACACCUGGUGCUGAAUAUGGUCAAUAUUUAGAUACGAAAUACCAGAGUUCGUUCUUUUUCGGGUGUCAAAAUACUUUUAAGCUUGCUGGUCAAACAAGCAAACAUGAUAACGUUGUUAGAUGUCAAGCAAAUGGUAUUUGGGACUUUGGAGAUUUAAGGUGUGAAGGACCAGUGUGUGCGGAUCCUGGCCGACCAGCAGAUGGUUAUCAAAUCGCCAGAAGCUAUGAACAAGGAUCAGAGGUUCUUUUUGGAUGUUCCAGACCUGGUUACAUUUUAAUAAAUCCCAGGCCUAUCACUUGCAUGCGUGAACCAGAAUGUAAAGUAAUUAAGCCUCUUGGUUUAGCAUCAGGGAGAAUACCUGAUUCGGCUAUUAAUGCUACUUCAGAAAGACCUAACUAUGAAGCGAAAAAUAUAAGAUUAAACUCCGUCACCGGUUGGUGUGGUAAACAAGAAGCUUUCACUUAUGUCAGUGUUGAUUUGGGAAAAGUAUAUCGAGUUAAAGCUAUUUUAGUAAAAGGUGUUGUUACUUCAGACAUUGUGGGCCGUCCUACUGAAAUCAGAUUUUUCUAUAAACAAGCAGAGACAGAUAAUUAUGUAGUGUACUUCCCUAACUUUAAUUUGACGAUGAGAGAUCCAGGCAACUAUGGAGAAUUAGCUAUGAUUACUUUACCAAAAUAUGUGUCAGCAAGAUUUGUUAUUUUAGGAAUAGUUAGUUUUAUGGACAAUGCUUGUCUUAAAUUUGAACUUAUGGGUUGUGACGAACCUUCUGUUGAACCUUUAUUAGGUUAUGACUAUGGUUACUCACCUUGUGUAGAUAAUGAGCCACCAGUGUUCCAAAAUUGUCCUCAGCAUCCAAUAGUUGUACAAACGGAUGUAAACGGUGGCCUUUUACCCGUUAAUUUCACUGAACCUACUGCUACUGACAAUUCUGGGGCUAUUGCGAGAUUAGAAGUAACUCCACAACAUUUCAGGACACCUAUACAAGUAUUUCAUAACAUGGUAGUACGAUAUGUAGCGUUUGAUUUUGAUGGAAAUGUUGCCAUUUGUGAAGUGAAUAUUACUGUGCCUGAUUACACACCACCAAAACUAAGUUGCCCACAAAGCUAUGUCAUAGAAUUGGUUGACAAGCAAGAUAGUUACGCUGUUAAUUUCAAUGACACGAGGAGAAGAAUAAAUGCAACCGAUGCUUCUGGUGAGGUUACCUUAAAGUUUAUUCCGGAAAGAGCUGUUAUACCCAUACGAGGUUAUGAAAAUGUUACUGUCAUAGCUUCCGACAAAUACGGAAACAAAGCCCAAUGUUACUUCCAAGUGUCCGUGCAAGCUACUCCUUGCGUAGAUUGGGAAUUAAUGCCACCAGCACAUGGGGCCCUGAAUUGUUUACCUGGUGACAGAGGAAUUCAAUGCAUCGCCACCUGCAGUCCUGGGUAUAGAUUUACAGAUGGAGAACCUGUUAAAACAUUUGUAUGCGAAACCAAACGGCAAUGGGUCCCAACUGCGGUAGUACCUGAUUGCGUUUCUGAAAAUACUCAACAAGCUGCUUAUCAUGUUGUUGCAAGUGUACAGUACCGGGCUCUAGGUGCAGUUUCAAACGCUUGCUUACCGCAAUACAAAGAUCUACUUGCCCAAUAUGAUAAUGUUUUAAAUGAACGUCUAUCUCAACGCUGUUCUGCCGUGAACGUGAACAUAAACGUAACCUUCGUAAAAGCAAUGCCAAGUCUUCUAGAUGAAAAUGUAGUAAAAAUGGACUUUGUCUUAGCUGUAACCCCUGCCAUAAGACAAACCCAACUAUACGACCUUUGCGGAUCUACACUGAAUCUCAUUUUCGACUUAUCUGUACCCUAUGCUAGUGCGUUGAUUGAACCAGUUCUAAACGUUUCUUCAAUCGGAAAUCAAUGUCCGCCUCUAAGAGCCAUUAGAAGUUCCAUUUCCAGAGGUUUUACUUGCAGCGUUGGUGAAGUUCUUAAUAUGGAUACAAAUGAUGUACCUAGAUGUCUCCAUUGCCCGGCCGGAACCUUUGCUGGAGAAAAACAAAAAAGCUGUACGAUGUGUCCACGUGGCUACUUCCAAAAUCAAGCUCGUCAAGGAGCGUGCUUAAAAUGUCCUCACGGUACUUUUACGAGAGAAGAAGGUUCAAAAGAAUUGACCGAUUGUAUACCUGUAUGUGGUUAUGGAACUUAUUCGCCUACUGGUUUAGUGCCAUGUUUGGAAUGCCCUCGUAACAGUUACACUGGGGAACCGCCUUUGGGAGGAUUUAAAGACUGUCAAGCUUGCCCAGUCAAUACUUUCACAUAUCAACCAGCUGCAUCUGGUAAAGAUAAGUGCAGAGCCAAAUGUGCACCCGGAACUUAUUCACCAACUGGGCUAGCACCUUGCUCACAGUGCCCUAGAAACUUCUAUCAAAAUUCAAUUGGCCAGACUUUGUGUAUGGAAUGCCCUACCAAUAUGAAGACAGUUAGUACAGGUGCUACAGGACUCGAAGAAUGUUUACCUGUUGAAUGUUCGAACAGUGCUUGUCAACAUGGCGGACUUUGUGUACCGAAAGGACAUGGUGUUCAAUGUUAUUGUCCCGCCGGUUUUUCUGGUCGAAGAUGUGAAAUUGAUAUAGAUGAGUGUGAAAGUCAACCUUGUUAUAAUGGCGGUACCUGUAUUGACUUACCUCAAGGAUACAGAUGUUCCUGUCCCACAGGAUAUGGUGGUAUAAACUGCCAAGAAGAAAAAUCUGACUGUAGAAAUGACACAUGUCCCGAACGAGCAAUGUGUAAGGAUGAACCAGGCUACAAUAAUUAUACGUGUCUUUGUCGAUCUGGCUACACUGGAAUUGAUUGUGACAUAACAAUCGAUCCUUGCUCCGCUAAUGGCAAUCCUUGUAAGAAUGGUGCCUCAUGUACUGCUCUUCAGCAAGGAAGAUAUAAAUGUGAAUGUCUACCAGGAUGGGAAGGCCAACUUUGCGAGAUCAAUACGGAUGACUGCAUUGAAAAACCCUGUCUGCUUGGAGCCCCAUGUACAGAUUUAGUUAAUGACUUUAGCUGCUCUUGUCCACCAGGAUUUACAGGAAAACGCUGUCAUGAAAAGAUUGACUUAUGUUCUAACGAACCGUGUAAGCAUGGUAUUUGUGUGGAUAAAUUAUUUGUGCAUCAAUGUGUUUGUGACCCAGGUUGGUCUGGACCAUCCUGUGAUAUUAACAUAAAUGAGUGUGUAAUUUCACCCUGUGAAAAUGGUGGCCGUUGCAUUGAUAGUAUCGAUGAUUUUACCUGUAGUUGUGAAGCUGGUUAUACAGGCAAACGGUGUCAACACACCAUUGACGAUUGUGCGUCAGACCCUUGUCAGAAUGGCGCAACAUGUAUCGAUCAAAUAGAUGGAUUCACGUGCAAAUGUCGUCCCGGAUAUAUAGGGCUUCAAUGCGAGACAACUAUCGAUGAAUGCCUUAACGAGCCAUGUAAUCCAGCAGGCACUGAGAGAUGUGUUGAUUUAGAUAACAAAUAUCAGUGUGUAUGUCGAAAUGGAUUCUCUGGAGAAAUGUGUCAGACAAAUAUAGACGAUUGUGCAUCUGAUCCAUGUUUCAAUGGUGGAUCUUGCAAAGACGAAAUAGGAGGCUAUAAAUGUGCGUGUCAACCCGGUUGGACUGGAAAACGUUGUGAACAUGAUAUUGGAAACUGCAUGAAUUUGCCUUGUCAAAAUAAUGCCAAAUGUAUCGACCUAUUCCAAGACUACUUUUGUGUAUGUCCUAGUGGAACGGAUGGCAAGCAAUGUGAAACAGCCCCUGAGAGAUGUAUCGGUAGUCCAUGCAUGCACGGUGGCAAAUGUCAAGAUUUUGGUUCUGGUCUCAAUUGUACUUGCUCUAUCGACUACACUGGUAUUGGCUGUCAAUAUGAAUUUGAUGCCUGCGAUGCUGGACUGUGUCAAAAUGGAGCAACUUGUAUUGAUGAAGGAGAAGGAUAUUCUUGCAACUGUGCUCCAGGUUUUACAGGAAAGAAUUGCAAUGAAGAUAUUAUCGAUUGCAAAGAUAACUCUUGUCCACCUUCAGCAACAUGUAUCGAUUUACCAGGCAGAUUCUAUUGCCAAUGUCCCUUCAAUAUGACUGGUGAUGAUUGCAGAAAAGCAAUCAGUGUGGAUUAUGACCUCUACUUUAGUGAUCCAUUGAGGUCCAGUGCAGCGCAAGUAGUACCAUUCGCAACAAAUUCUGCUAAAAGUCUAACUAUUGCUAUGUGGGUACAGUAUACCCAACAAGACGAAGGAGGUAUAUUCUUUACGGCUUACGGUGUCAGUAAUUCUUAUCUCGCAUUAAAUAGAAGAACUAUCAUCCAAGCUCAUUCAAGCGGCGUACAAGUUUCUCUCUUCCCUGAACUUCAAGACGUUUACUUAAGUUUCGGAGAGUUUGCGACUGUUAACGACGGACAGUGGCACCAUGUUGCACUUGUAUGGGAUGGAAACAAUGGUGGUGAAUUGACUCUUAUUACAGAAGGUUUGAUUGCCAGCAAAUUAUCAGGAUAUGGCAGCGGAAAAACUCUGCCUCCCUACGUGUGGGUAACACUAGGAAAACCACAAUCCGACAAUCCAAAGGCUUACACCGAGUCAGGCUUCCAAGGACAUCUUACAAAAGUGCAAAUAUGGAACCGUGCUCUAGAUGUAACAAAUGAAAUACAAAAACAAGUACGAGACUGCCGAACUGAGCCUGUAUUAUUCAGUGGCUUAGUUUUAACCUGGACUGGGUACGAAGACACCAUUGGUGGUGUGGAAAGAAUUGUUCCUUCUCACUGUGGCCAGAGAGUUUGCCCGAAUGGUUACGGAGGACCUAAAUGUCAAAAACUUCAAGUAGAUAAAGAACCACCAAGAAUUGAACGCUGCCCUGGUGAUUUAUGGGUGAUUGCUAAAAAUGGUUCAUCAAUAGUAAGCUGGGAUAUGCCCAUGUUUAGCGACAAUGUGGGAGUGUCAAAAAUAGUAGAAAAAUCUGGACAUAAACCUGGUCAAAAUUUGGCUUGGGGAGCUUACGAUAUUGCGUAUAUAGCUUAUGACAAUGCAGGAAAUGCUGCUACGUGUACCUUCAAAGUGACCGUCUUGUCUGAAUUCUGUCCUCCAUUACCUGAUCCUCUUGGUGGAUAUCAAUCAUGCCGAGAUUGGGGUGCAGGUGGUCAAUUCAAGGUUUGCGAAAUUGCUUGCCGCGAUGGGUUAAGGUUUUCACAAUUGGUGCCUCCAUUCUAUACUUGUGGAGCUGAAGGAUUCUGGAGACCAACGAAUGAUCCGACUUUACCUCUUAUUUAUCCCGCUUGCUCUCCGGCUUCACCAGCACAACGUGUUUUCAAAAUAUCAAUGUUGUUCCCAAGUUCGGUUCUUUGUAAUGACGCUGGCCAAGCAGUCCUCCGUCAGAAAGUUCGUAGUGCAAUAAAUCAACUAAACAGAGAUUGGAACUUCUGCUCUUAUGCCGUCGAUGGUACACGGGAGUGCAAAGAAUUGGACAUUAAUGUAAAAUGCGAUCACCGUGGCAACACCCGACAAACGAGACAAGUUUCGUCACCGCCAUCUGUUUCCUCCAAAGACACAUAUGUUCUUGAUGCGAUUAUACCUGUAGAAGAGACACGAAGCAAUAGAGAAGGCCGUCAAGCUGGAGACACAUACAGCAUCGAGAUCUCUUUCCCUGCUGUAAACGACCCCGUAAUCAAUGGUGGAAAUAACGAACGAUCAAGUGUGAAACGAUUACUGGAGAAACUAAUUCUUGAAGACGAACAGUUUGAUGUACGAAAUAUACUGCCAAAUACCGUCCCUGACCCUGCAAGCCUUAAAUUGGACUCGGACUACGCUUGUCCCAUGGGACAAGUUGUCAUGGCUCCAGAUUGUGUUUCUUGUGCUGUGGGAACUUACUUGGACACCGCAAGCGACUCCUGCAAACCUUGUCCUGCUGGCACAUACCAAUCUGAAUCUGGACAGUUACAAUGUACAUCAUGUCCAACGAUAGCUGGACAACCUGGCGUUACCCAAGCUACUGGUGCCAGAAGCGCUGGGGACUGUAAAGAGAGAUGUGCUGCUGGUAAAUAUUACGAUGCUGAGGCGGAACUUUGCCGGCCAUGCGGUCACGGGUCCUACCAACCAAAAGAAGGAGCGUUCACUUGCAUCUCCUGCCCGAGAGGACAAACAACUCGCGCUACUGAAGCUGUGUCGGCAGCAGAAUGUAGAGAUGAUUGUCCUUCAGGGGAACAGCUUAGCAGUGACGGUGGUUGCGAGCCGUGUCCUCGUGGUACAUGGAGAUCCAACGGUUCUGGUGCCUCAUGUGCUCCGUGCCCACCUGGAACCACCACCCCACAGACAGGCGCUGCCUCGCCAGACCAAUGCUCGCUGCCAGUCUGUAAACCUGGUUCUUACCUGAACAGUACUCUUAACUCAUGCAUACAAUGCAAGAAGGGAACCUACCAGCCAGAAACUCAACAAACCCUCUGCAUCCCUUGUCCGAUUAACACCAGCACCAAAGAACCUGGAGCGUCAUCUGAAUCUGAAUGCACGAAUCCUUGCGAGAUGAGUGCUGAGAUGCACUGCGAUGUUAACGCACACUGCCUCCACCUACCGGAGACUGGAGAAUUUAAAUGUCAAUGCAGAUCAGGAUUCAAUGGAACCGGCAAAGUUUGUGUUGAUGUUUGCAUUGACUUCUGCGACAAUGGCGGUGAAUGCGUGAAGGAUGUUCGAGGUGAACCUUCCUGCCGAUGCAGUGGUUCUUUCACUGGACGUCAUUGUCGCGAGAAGAGCGAAUUCGCCUACAUCGCUAGCGGAGUCGCUGGAGGCGUUAUAUUUAUCAUAUUCCUUGUACUGCUUGUCUGGAUGAUAUGCGCCAGAUCGACAAAGAAGAGGGAACCAAAGAAGACCUUAACACCAGCUAUAGACCAAAACGGAUCACAAGUUAACUUCUACUACGGAGCGCACACACCAUACGCGGAAUCCAUAGCACCUUCUCAUCAUUCCACUUACGCACAUUACUAUGAUGACGAGGAAGACGGCUGGGAAAUGCCAAAUUUUUAUAACGAGACCUACAUGAAAGAAAGUCUCCACAAUGGUAUGAACGGAAAAAUGAACAGCUUAGCGCGGUCAAACGCUAGCAUUUACGGAACUAAAGAGGAUUUAUAUGACAGAUUAAAAAGACACGCGUACCCUGGUAAGAAAGAUAAGAGUGACAGCGACAGCGAGGGUCAAUAA